Molecule: messenger RNA, 1266 nt
Organism: Salvia splendens (bonfire salvia)
Lineage: Eukaryota; Viridiplantae; Streptophyta; Magnoliopsida; Lamiales; Lamiaceae
Product: 8-hydroxyquercetin 8-O-methyltransferase-like
Exons: 2
Coding region: 17-1102 (361 amino acids)
Molecular function (GO): protein dimerization activity; O-methyltransferase activity
Source: RefSeq, a predicted model, not a curated record
CCACCACUCCAAAAAAAUGGCAUUUCCAAAUGGUGUAGAAUCUGCACAAGAACUCCUUGAUGCUCAAGCUCAUGUUUGGAACCACACAUUCAACUACAUAAACUCGAUGUCCCUAAAAUGUGCGAUACAAUUAGGCAUACCCGAUGCCAUCCACAAACACGGAAGCCCUAUGACGCUUUUCCAAUUAAUCGACGCCCUAUCCAUCAACAAGGCCAAAUCCAAUUGUCUCUUUCGUCUAAUCCGGAUUCUAGUCCAUUCCAAGUUUUUCGAAAAGGUCAAGAUUUUUUCUGAGGACAAGCAAGAGGAAGAAGAUGCUUAUUGUCUCACACGGGCUUCUCGUCUCCUAGUGAGGGAUGAGCCCUUGAGCCUGGCAGCCUACCCAGUGGCUCUGAUAGACCCCUUGUUCGUUGAUGCAUUCCAUCACAUGAGUGAAUGGUUCGUUGAUGAUCAGCCCUCUCCAUUUCACACCAAGAAUGGGAAGAGUGUUUGGGAGUAUGCAGAGAUUGACCAAGGCUACAAUCAAAUGAUCAAUAAGGCAAUGGAGGCUGAUGCGAGACUUGUGAGUAGUAUACUCGUUCAAGAAUGCAAGCACGUGUUCGAGGGGCUGGAAACAAUGGUGGAUGUCGCGGGUGGCACGGGUAUGGUGGCGAGAGGCGUGGCUGCAACCUUCCCGAGAUUGAAAUGUGUUGUCUUUGAUCUUCCACAUGUUGUAGCUGGCAUGGAAGGGUCUGAGAAGUUGAGCUUUGUUGGUGGGGACAUGUUUCACUCUAUUCCUCAUGCGGAUGCAGUUUUUCUCAAGUGGAUAUUGCACGACUGGACGGAUGAAGAAUGUGUUGCAAUACUGAAGAACUGCAAGGAAGCCAUAGCUCCAAGCCUCAACAAUGGGAAGAAGGUGAUUAUUGUGGACAUGGUUGUGGGUGAAGAUAGAGAAGACAAUGAAGCUACUGAAACUAAGCUCCUUUUUGAUGUUCAAAUGAUGGCUCUGGUUACAGGGAAAGAAAGAUCCAUGAAAGAAUGGGCCAACAUAUUCUAUGCUUCUGGCUUCACAAAAUAUAAUAUCACUCCCUUUGGAUUAAGGUCUGUGAUUGAGGUUUAUCCUUAAUGUUCAUUGUCUUGUGUGAAAUAACGUUUCAUCUAUAUGAGAUGAGACAUGCCAUAAAUAAUAAUGAAUUGUUGUGUGAGUCUAUCAAAUGUAUUUCUAGUCACUGUGUUACUUAAUCAUGUUUGUUUAACUUUUAUAUCUAAUGCAAUUAAUUUUGUAUAUAA